This is a messenger RNA of Aspergillus novofumigatus IBT 16806, 1497 nucleotides long. RefSeq names its product putative MFS efflux transporter. NCBI's taxonomy places the organism in Eukaryota, Fungi, Ascomycota, Eurotiomycetes, Eurotiales, Aspergillaceae. The record is from RefSeq and is a predicted model, not a curated record. Gene Ontology annotation, molecular function: transmembrane transporter activity. The transcript has 3 exons. Gene Ontology annotation, biological process: transmembrane transport. The coding region runs from base 1 to 1497 and encodes 498 amino acids.
AUGACAGGCCCGUCAAGUAUCUCUCAACCACCAGCCACUGAAUCGACACCUCUGCUUUCCUCUCAUCCAGCAUCACAGCGGUACUCGCUCUUCACCAAUGGACAGAAACGCCUCAUCAUUCUUGCAGCUGCUCUCGCCUCGAGCUUUUCGCCUUUCUCGGCCAACAUCUACUACCCUCUCUCAAUUCCAUCGCGGCAGAUCUACAUGUCACCAAUAUGUCAAGGCCUCGCUCCCUCCUUCAUGGGCUCCUUCGCGGACAAGGCCGGCCGACGCCCAUCAUACAUCCUCUGCUUCGUCAUCUACAUCAUCGGCAACUUUGCCCUCGCGCUCCAACACAACUAUAUUGCUCUUCUAGUCCUCCGUGCCGUACAGAGCUGUGGAAGCAGCGGGACCGUCGCCCUCGCCUCUGCCGUGGCAGCGGACGUCAUCACAUCCGCCGAGCGAGGCAUGUACAUGGGGAUCACCUCGCUGGGCAAUAUCCUAGCUCCAUCCCUUGGCCCAAUUCUAGGCGGUUUUCUGAGCCAGUACCUGGGCUGGCAGGCUAUAUUCUGGUUUCUUGCCCUCGCCGCGGUAACCUUCUUCAUACCGCUCUUCCUCUUCUUCCCAGAGACUUGUCGUGCUAUUGUCGGGGACGGAUCAAUCCCAGCUACAGGAUGGAAUCAAUCAGUCUGGAACCGGCGUCACAAACAACAUGCUACUGCUACCUCCAACCAUGACCCCGAAUGCCCCCCAGACACCUGCCGUGGUGCCCACCCACAGCCUCUAAAAAGGAGCAUCACCUUCCCAAAUCCCCUAUCCACACUCCGCCUCCUCUUCCAACUCCCCACAGGCCCCCUCGUCCUCGCCAACGGCAUAGUCUUCGCAAGCUACUACUCCGUCACAGCCGGCAUCCCCUCCCAAUUCAAAGCAAUCUACGGACUAAGCGACCUAGGCAUCGGCCUCAGCUUCAUCCCAGCAGGCCUAGGCUCCCUCAGCAGCGCAACCUUCAACGGCCUGAUCGUUGACUGGAACUACAUCCGCCUCCGGCGCAAAGCCGGCGACCCCAUCUCCAAAGACCAGAAGCAAGACCAUGGCGCGUUUCCUAUCGAAAGGGCAAGGUUGCAGAUCGGGCUGCCUAUGACGGUAGCAGCAGGCAUUUCAGUCGCCUGGUACGGCGCACUGAUCGAAGCGAAACCAGCGCUAAGCGUCGCGCUGGCCCUCGUGUUCCUCAUCUCGUUCUGCAUCACAGCCGCAUACAACGUGAUGAACGUCCUCAUCGUGGAUCUGUACUACAGCACGCCGGCCACCGCCAUGGCGGCCAAUAACCUCGUGCGAUGCUUCCUGGGCGCGUCCGCAACGGCCAUCAUCCAUCCAAUGAUACUGAAAUGGGGGAAUCGGACUACGUACUGGGCUGUGGCGGGGGCGAUGUGGAGUGUGAGUCCGUUACUGGGGAUGGUCUACUGGAAAGGAUUGUUAUGGAGACGUAGGCGCUUCGCGGAGAUGUCAAUUGCUGGAUGA